GUAGUUUUCACAAAUGUCAGAUUUAAUUUUCAAGUUAUUUUUAAUAAAACAAAAUUUGUAACGUUAUUAUAUAUAAUACAUAAUAUAAAUGGCUACAGUUAAUCCGGAAGUGUUCAAGAAAUUUAAAAAUGCUAACAAAUUGCCAACUAGGCAAGAAGGAGACGGACAUGAAAUUGAAAUUGAAGUACGAGAGGAUGAAGAACAAUCAGUUAAACUUCAAGAAAUCAUUGACCUUUUAGUGGCAGCUGGAUAUUUUAGGGCGAGAAUUAAGGGGCUGUCGCCUUUUGACAAAGUGGUGGGCGGUAUGACUUGGUGUAUAGAAUCUUGCAAUGUAGAUGUGGAUGUAGACCUGUUAUUUCAGGAAAAUUCAACCAUUGGCCAAAAGAUAGCUUUAACUGAGAAAAUUGUAGCAGUGUUGCCAAAGAUUAAGUGCCCACAUCGAAUAGAACCACAUCAGAUACAGGGUUUAGACUUUAUCCACAUAUACCCAGUUAUACAAUGGCUCGUCAAACGUUCCAUGGAAUACCGGCAAGAAAUGUCUGUUUUCGUACGUUCGUAUGCAGACAAUCAAUUCAACAAGCAGUUCGACGUGAAAGACAAAGAUUCCGAAAUUAAAAGACAUGUACUGGAGAAUAUAAAUACUGUCAGUGAAAUAUACAGACCGCAGAGAUAUUACAAGAGGAAAAAUGCUCCGCCACCAGACUUUCCGUCGAGAGUGCAAAUAACAUUGCUCGAAUACGAUCACAGAGGCGGUAACGCUCACGGGACUGGUUCAGCGGCUGGUACUAGCGGGGAAGGCGUCUUAGAGAAGCAACAGGCACAGGAGAGGCAAAUUCAACAGCUGCUGAAUAAUUUGACCGCUGCCAAAGAGGAAAUCGUCGACUAUGAAGAUUUGAAUGAAGAAGAAAAGCAGCGCAUUAAAAAACAUUACGCUUCCCUACAUUCCGAACUGAAGGAUGGAGGCCAGCAAUCUCGAGAAGAAAUACAGUCGGCUGCCUUGAACGAGCAGAAAUACAUCCUGACGGAAAGGUGCAAUAAAUUCGAGGCGGCAAAGUUAUCGAUAGAAGACGAACUGAAGCAAAACACUGCAGCCCUGCAGGAUAUAAGACUGAAACAACAAGAAGCCGAUAAAGCUUUAAAAGAACUAGAACGGACUGAAGCGAGUGAUCCCGAAAGCGUGAAGGAAGUCGAGGAACUAGUCAUAUUAAACGAUAAUUUAAAGGCGCAAGAAAUCCAGUUUAGGGAAUAUUGUAAACAGGAAUUGGCCAGAUUGCAGAAACUUAUAGACGACACUAAAAAGACAAAAGCGAAGACUCCGAGCGAGGCUGACGGUGACCUGAACACAGCAAUAGGGGAGGAAUUGGAGAAGGUCCGGGUGUUGAGACUUCAGGUGGCCAAGAAGAAUCGACACGUGGCUAGCCUGCAGAGGCAGCUGGACGACGUUCCAAAUCGAGCCGAACUAGCCCAAUAUCAGAGAAGGUUUUUGGAGCUCUACAACCAAGUUGCCGCCAAGCACAAAGAAACGAAGCAGUACUACACCCUCUACAACACCCUGGAGGACACCAGGAUGUACAUGCAGAAGGAACUGUCCCUACUAAAUUCCAUCUCCGACAGCUACCCGGAAGCCGUGCGGUCGAGCGGCGGCAAAGAAGAGUUCCUCAAGCAGUUCCAGAACAUAGUGGAUAGCGUGAGGCAGUCCAAAUUCAAGGUGGAGAGGAAGCUUAUCGAGGAGAGACAGAAAAGGGAUCAACUCGGCUACACGUUACAAGGCUUGGUCGAGCUGCAAAGGAAGUAUGUUGCGGCCGUGCGCCAGUUGAGCGUGGAGUGCAGGAAACACGAGGCGGUGUUGGCUCAGAGUCAGCGUAAAUCUUGAAUAUUAUAACGUAACCUGUUUUCGUGGGAACAAUCGGAUUUUAGUUCUCAAAUUAUAGGCUUCCUUAGGUCGUACACUGGCACGACGUUAGUUUACAGUUCAAAAAAUGUACCCCAAAAUUUCAAUGAAAUUAUAAUGUAAUGUUUAUGGAAAUUGUCAAAAUAAUUCAGGGUGGCGCACCUUGGGUUAUUUUAAACCGAAAAGCUUGAAUGAAUCGAGAGUCUAAGUUUAAAAUAUACUGCAUUUAUUUAUAUAUCUCUGAAGAUGUUUGAAGCAGGUGGACGAAACUUGGAUCAAUCAUAUAAUUAAAGACAGAUAUUCAUUUAAUUACUCAGAAUUUUCAGUAUUUCGAGAAAUGAAAAAGUGCAUUUGAUACCUAAUUUUAUUUUUUUAAAGUUUAAAGUUUAAAAAUAACAUCAAAAAAUGUAAAAUAUUUUGACCAAACUUCCUUAUCCUUAUUUUUGAGUAUGCUCUUUGGAUUUUCGAGGUCGAAAUUGUAUUUACAUGUUUCAAAAAAUAAAUGGCGGAUUUUUUUGUGAAAAAGUACCAAAAAAUUGGAAUUUUUUUUAAUCUAUUUUUUUUCAAGCCGAAAAAAAAUGAAAUUGUGUUUGGAACUGUCCGUUAAAGUGGGCAAAAUUGUAGUUUAGGUAAAUUUUUUUUUUCAAAAUAGUGGAAAAUAGUAGAAAUGUAGGAAAAUAUGCGUUUUUUUCUAAAUAAUUCUGAUAUAAAUCGACAUUGAACUAAAUGUUUGCUGUCAAAGUGUAAAAUUUCUAUUGUUCUUUUUCAACGCAUUUCACGAUCUCAGUAAUGGCACGUUCAAUAUGGCGAUAGGGAAACUAGGAAAAAUACGAGUUUUCUCACGAUUAUCGGCUAUAACAGAUUCAAAACGUUUAGUUUUUUUUAUAUUUUGGAUUACAUUGAAUCAAAAUCUGGUGAAGGAUUUUCAAAAUUCAA
Messenger RNA from Anoplophora glabripennis (Asian longhorned beetle), 2827 nucleotides. RefSeq names its product coiled-coil domain-containing protein 93 (gene fidipidine). NCBI's taxonomy places the organism in Eukaryota, Metazoa, Arthropoda, Insecta, Coleoptera, Cerambycidae. The transcript has 10 exons. The record is from RefSeq and is a predicted model, not a curated record. The coding region runs from base 89 to 1873 and encodes 594 amino acids. Gene Ontology annotation, biological process: Golgi to plasma membrane transport.